AUGUCGAGCUCGUCGGAAGCCACCGAGAUGAUGAUGAGAAUGGCGGAGAAGCCACCCAGUUUCAGUCAGACUUGUAGCAUGCUCUACCAGUUCCUCAAGGAGAAAGGUGCCAACUUGGGAGAUCUGAACCUUGACAUGCAGCUCCCUAAUAAUAAUGGGAGUGGUGAGAUGUUUCACCAGAAGACCCAGCAGAUGAAUUUUUUUCCGGUCAUGGAGAAACCGAGGAACGUGCCGGCUCCGAGUCCGAGGGACUUCAAAUCCAUGGAUUUGUUCCCUCAGCAAGCUGGAUUUGGACCUCCUCUGCCCAAGAUGACUGAUUCUAGUGUGAAGAAGACGGUCCCAGGGGAGCCCCAAAAGGCCCAGAUGACCAUCUUCUAUGGUGGGCAAGUGAUAGUGUUCGAUGAUUUUCCGGCUGAGAAGGCAAAGGAGGUGAUGCUCUUAGCAAGCAAGGAGAGCUCCAAGAGCCACCACGCUGCUCAUGUUUCUGCUCCGGUCAAGGCCAACACCAACUCUGCUUUUGCCUCUCAUUUGGGGAAGGUUCCGAUCAAUUCCGGCACCGGCACCGCCCCGGUUGCUCCGAGCUCAAACCCUUUCCCCAAGUUCGGCAAUCAAGUGAUUCAGCAACAGGAGACCAUCAAGCCAACCCCGACUCGUCCCAUCAUUUCUGAUAUACCAAUGCAAAGGAAGGCUUCACUUCAACGCUUCCUGGCGAAGAGGAAGGAUAGGAUUAACAGCACGGCUCCAUACCAAAUGAGCAGCCCCAGUCCUUCAGGCCCUGCAAAGCCGGAAGCUGAAAGCAAGUCAUGGUUAGGCUUGGCAGCUCAGCCAACUCAGUAAUCUGAGCUCCCGAUUAUAUGAUGCAUACUUAGGCUUCCUAUAGUUUCGAUUCCUGCUAUUAUCUUUUCAAUUUUGGUGGCUUUAAAAAGCCCGAAAUUUGGUUAUUAGUCCUGUUGUUCUUAAUUUCCUUUAUCAAGGCUUGCCUCAACUGCUCGAGCUAGCCAGAGAUCAUCUAACUGUUGAUUAAAUUUCAGUUUCUGUAAUUAAACUCCAUAUGAAAUGAAGGGAUUCGAUCAAUGAUAAAAAUUUAUUAUUCA
Molecule: messenger RNA, 1094 nt
Organism: Rosa chinensis
Lineage: Eukaryota; Viridiplantae; Streptophyta; Magnoliopsida; Rosales; Rosaceae
Product: protein TIFY 10a
Exons: 5
Coding region: 1-837 (278 amino acids)
Biological process (GO): response to wounding; regulation of defense response; regulation of jasmonic acid mediated signaling pathway
Cellular component (GO): nucleus
Source: RefSeq, a predicted model, not a curated record